GAGAUUCUGAAAGAAGGUAAGUAAACGAGCACCACCCAUUUUCUUUUGUAUUGUCUUCUUAGUUUUGUCCCGUCUUUCACACCCUUCGUUUUUUUAGGUUUUCAUUUUUGUCUAGCCUCCUCUCUCUCUCUCUCUCUACACAUUUGCAGAUAAAUCCCAUUGCACCAUCCUUUCUCUUUUUUCCCUUUUUUUUUUCCUGUAUUCUUCCAUUUUCAUUUGUUUAAUCGGCUUCAAUCAGUAGUUUGUUUCCGGGUUUUUGUUAUUGCACCAAGAGAUCUUCACUCCAAAGGGUUUUCUUACGCAUGUUUUGCUAUCCAUAAGAAGUUGGUGUAAAAAGAUGGAGCUUGGAAAUUGGCUACUUUGGUUGGAUAUGGUGGAGAAGUUGGUUUUCUUCUAAACAAUCAACCUCUCAAAGUAUGUUUUUUUUUCCUUCCACAAAUGCAUCAUAUAUCUCAUAAAAUCAUGGUCAGAUACUAGUCUUCAUUGACAGGGAAAAAAAUGUUCCCAAAUCACAUGCAGCAAAAGGAUCCAUCUGUUCCAAUCUUUAGCUUUGGCGUUUAAUUUGCUUUCCUGUUGUCUGCAUCCUUUAAAGUGGCUGCUGUUUCAAUUGGGGCGUGUAGUUUCCACCAUGGCAAAGAUCUUGAAAUACUUCUCUCAAAUGUUUGUUGUGAAGGAGCGUGAAAUGGAAAUUGGGUUCCCAACAGAUGUGAAACAUGUAGCACACAUUGGUUGGGACAGCCCGUCUGAAAGCGCGCCCAGUUGGAUGAACGAAUUUAAAAACGGACCCGAUUUCUCAACGAGCUCCCAUGGUCGGAAUGCCAGUGAUCGAAUGGGGUCCUCUAAUCCCAUGGCUUAUUCCCCUUGGUCCUCUCAAGAUUUUGAACAACCCAUAACGCGGCAACCAUCAUCCGACGUGUUCAGAUAUCUUUCUCCAACUGAACUUCCUAAUGUUUCCAAGAAACCAAAGCGAAAAAAGGUCAAAUCGUCAUCUCCCUCGGCUGGAAGAUCGUCACAAGGAUCAAAGUCAAAGGCAACUGCAUACACCCAAAUGGAGGCAACACAAAAUCGGAUAAUAUAGAAUAAAGUGCAAGAUUAUGAAAGUUUGAUCAAUCAAAGUUAAGAGAAACUGUCAAGGUGCACAUCAACAAUUCUGGAUGCCCCUAUGUUUUGCUUGCUCUGCAAGGUUCACAAGAUCGAGAAGGGAUUAAGAUCCGAAAAAUUGGACAUAGCUUAUGUAAAUUUUAGAAAUGCAUGCAUAAUGCAAAACUAAGUGGUAGGGGAAAUUUCUUGGAACAAAUGUGAGAGUGGGUGACAACCAGUUUAGGAAGACAACAUUUUUUUUUACUUCACUUUAAGUUUAAUAUGUAAUAAGCAUGCAAGUGAGGUUUUAGUUGUGCUGGUGCACGACAGGGGGAUUUUUCUUUGGGAUUAAGUUUUGAUUUACAUAUUUUAAUCCCAUCGUGUUGCAUAUUUUAAUCCUUCA
Messenger RNA from Malus domestica (apple), 1483 nucleotides. Its product is annotated as CRIB domain-containing protein RIC10-like. Lineage: Eukaryota; Viridiplantae; Streptophyta; Magnoliopsida; Rosales; Rosaceae. The record is from RefSeq and is a predicted model, not a curated record.